UGGGAGGUGAAUCCUGCAUUGGGGAACCUCUCGCUCGGCAACCUGAUCGACAUUACCAACGCCCAUAAACUGACAAUAUAGGAAAUGAGUCGAGCUGAGAGGAGAGACGUCCUUUCUGAUAAGUGAGAGAAGGUGCGACAAGCCGAUCGGCGCUAAUAAAGGGAGUCUGCUGCUCUGCACGGUUCUGAGCUGAGAGGGAAGCUGUGGGACAGUCUAUUGUAGCCUUAUAACUCUGGACUAUACUCGUUUGGGAUUAAGAAAUUUUAUCAGUUAAUUUGCCCGCUUCACUUCAACUAUCAGUGCCCGUUGACUUCUGUUUUUUUUCUUGUUGUUUGUUGUGUUUUUCGUUUUUGUCGUUGCUGUUGCCUAUUCGCGUCCAUCUCAAAAUGUCAACACAAAUCGAUAAAGAGGCUUGCAGAGAAGCUUACAACCAAGUCAGAGACGAUAACACGGAAAUCAAUUGGACGGCGUUUAAAUAUGAAGGCUCUAUGAUCGUCCCUGCAGGACAAGGGACUGACUAUGAAGAGUUUAAGAGCCAGUGCACAGACGAAGCUCGUCUCUUUGGCUAUGUACGGAUCUUGACGGGAGAUGCCAUGAGCAAACGAGCCAAGUUCACCCUCAUCACCUGGAUAGGAGAGAAGGUCAGCGGGCUUCAGCGUGCCAAGAUCAGCACCGACAAGACGCUGGUCAAAGACAUAGUGCAGAGCUUUGCUAAGGAGUUCAUGAUCAGCGAUGUCAAGGAGCUGGACGAGGAGUACAUUCGUCGAGAACUAGUCAAGGCAGGUGGAGCCAACUACGACGCCCAGGCGGAGUAGAGGAGUUGACGCCAGAGUCCACUGGAAUGGGUGGGGUGGGAUGGGGGGUUGUGAUUUGGUAGAUGUGGUAGGGUAGAGGUUCGGGUGGGGGGUGUUGAGGUGGGUCUGCUACCUGUUUGGGAGAGGGAAAGGUGGGGUAAUGGGGCGUGUUUUGGGGGUCUGGCAUUGACUUGACUGAAUGAGAGGACAAAUACAAAGGUAUACACACAACACAAUCAGACACAUACAUUGCAGAUACAUAUUUCACGUUAUUUCAUAGUGAGACUUGGCAAAAAAAUUUCACUUUUCUCGGUCUAUAAGAACACACAACAAACAGCCCCCCCCCCACAUUUCUGUACCCUGCCCUCUCCCACGUCAGGUUGUGGUUGGUUCUCUGCUGUGCUGUGUAUCAUGAUCAUCUCAUACUCAUCAUCUCAGCUAGGCUGCAGCAGGGCUAAAGGAACAACCCGCUAUAUUAAGGCAUACCAGGAUUUCAGAGCCGUUCUUUACCUUGAGUAGUUUUGUAAAAUGAGGAAUAACUAAAGGGUCUCACUCCAAAAUGGUAUUUAUGGAUUUUAGAAAAUAUCUGCUACCUGCUACAACAUGCGCUUGAGUCAUUAUACAGUACAUUGUCCCUGCAGGGGUUCAAAACCUAAUUUUUGAUGAUGGUUUUUGGUGAUGGUUGCUAGCUUGUUUGUCCUAAGCUUGCACCACAGUGCUAAGCAGAUGUUUAGUGACCUCUUCAUCUCUACCCAGGUAGCAGUGUUUGGAUUACAGUCUAAAGUGGAUGCUGUUUGGUCUCUCACCUGCCCCUGUUUGUUGUUAUAAUUACAUUUUUUCCGUAACGUCCUUGAUUAUUGUACUCCAAAAAAAAAGCAUACUUGGUAUGUGAUGGAGUGUGGCCACUCUUCAAUCUCCCUUUCAUGUGUUUUUCACUUAACUGCUACUGUGGGACCCAGUAGUUAAAAUUUUUAGUGAAAGCAAUUACCAACAACAAUUAACUUAGUGCAGAGCCUUUACAGUUCUGUGACUGAAAGGGAAGAAAAGCACAUAAGAAAAUAAGUGAUUUUAGGCAUUGUCUGAAAGCACAUUUAGCAUGCUACCUGUCAAGAAGUGUACUGUAUGAAUUUAAGGAAUAAUUAGCAUAUUGAGCUCCAAAUUUAGUGCAACAUAAGCAUCUUUCAUUAAGAAUGGGAUGAUCCACAAUUGGUAAAUUCUUCUGAUAUUGAACUCCAAAAAGCUUUUAGCUGCUGCCUAUAUUGAAAAGCCAAGGAGUAUGAGCUUUCACAGGUUGAGGAUGGUGGUCUUCCUCUAGGUAUACCAUCUCACAGUCCACCGCUAAUGGGUGUCCCGACAUACUGUGACCCACUGUGCUGACUGCCUUAAUCUCCUGUGGAGAGAGCGGCAUCAUGGGAGUUUGUGGACACUACACUGUGAUUGGCUGUGUCCUUUAGUUGGGGCACGACUUGGUCUGGCUGGUAGUUUACUGUCGAAAAGAGCGGGACCAGCCACUUCUCUGUUGUAGCAUCUCUUUUUAUUCGGUUUCUAACCCCCCAAAUAAAAUGUUUUCCUUCCUCUUCUUCUUUUUUUUUUUUGUUUAAUUUUUUUGAAAAAAAUUUUUUUUUUAUUUCUCUGAAGCAUUUUAUCUUUGAUUUUGUUUUUGAUAAAAUGUUAUCAUGGAAAUUGGAGGAAACGGUUUUCAAAGAAAUUAAAAUGAGAAAAACUGAA
Lampris incognitus (smalleye Pacific opah) is the source of this 2522-nucleotide messenger RNA. It is a transcript of the gene cotl1, whose product is annotated as coactosin-like F-actin binding protein 1. NCBI's taxonomy places the organism in Eukaryota, Metazoa, Chordata, Actinopteri, Lampriformes, Lampridae. The record is from RefSeq and is a predicted model, not a curated record. The transcript is spliced from 4 exons. Gene Ontology annotation, biological process: regulation of actin filament polymerization. Gene Ontology annotation, cellular component: site of polarized growth; cortical actin cytoskeleton; plasma membrane. Gene Ontology annotation, molecular function: actin filament binding. Bases 387 to 815 code for a protein of 142 amino acids.